Molecule: messenger RNA, 950 nt
Organism: Paramacrobiotus metropolitanus
Lineage: Eukaryota; Metazoa; Tardigrada; Eutardigrada; Parachela; Macrobiotidae
Exons: 2
Coding region: 211-630 (139 amino acids)
Source: RefSeq, a predicted model, not a curated record
CGCUUUUCGUAAAUAAACCUGCAGUUAUACGCUUUCUCAAAUUCUGUGCUGCAUUGCGUUUACUUAAUCGUUUACUUGAGGUCGUUUGAUAUAUAUUAGAAUAUUAAUUUUUGCAUCUCGCUUUUGAAGAAUUUUACAGGAAGAUACGUUGUGCAUUGUUGCGGACCUUAAGUUGUAAUUACUGCCUUCUACACGAAAUCGAAUAAAAUAAUGGAUUUAUUUGGCGGAUGUGUGGAUUUGGCGGGCGGUGUCGGUCAGUGCUUUCCGCCGGUGCUCAGUGAACGCCAGUCGCUGCGAUCAUCGUCCUCCAGCGAAUCCGAAUACAACACAUCGGAAGUGCGUAAGGAGAAAAAGAAGCCGGCCGGUUCAUGGAGCCCGUUAGCGCGCCGCUCCUCAUACUUCACCGGCACCGCGUCACACCCGGCCAAAGAAGAGGCCCGUGUCCCGGUUAUUCCGAUCAUUCCCAUCCUGCCGGAAGAAAAUUUCGGUACAUCCCCGAAGAAAACCGACAUUAUCCAGUACAAGUACACCCCGGAACGACCGCCCCUGUCGCCGGUGGAACGCUCCAUGUACAGUCUGGCGGCCGAACAGGAAUUCCAUGAGAAAUGGAACCGACCGGUUGUCUGGUGACCUCCGUGAAUUAAUUCGCCAUAAUAAUCUACUUUUUUUCUAGUAUUCACAUUUUGCUUAAUCAACCGCUUUGACUAGUCGAUUUGAAUUUAUUUUUAUACACCACAGCAAUAACUACAAAAAGAUCCUUUCAGUUCAAUUUCGGCGCUUAAUUAACCGGCUACUGCAUAUGUUUCUACGCUACGCAAUUACUAAUUGUCUUCCUUACAUGCGGUUGUAUAAAGUACUUACGUCAUAUGUUUUACUUUGCCGUAAGCGCACUGGUAGCGCUUUUUCGUGUACGCUGUGUAUUAAUUAAUUAAAUGGAAUCAGUAGAUCGA